Aaosphaeria arxii CBS 175.79 is the source of this 2998-nucleotide messenger RNA. RefSeq lists its product as uncharacterized. Bases 220 to 2679 code for a protein of 819 amino acids. The record is from RefSeq and is a predicted model, not a curated record. Gene Ontology annotation, biological process: regulation of DNA-templated transcription. Gene Ontology annotation, cellular component: RSF complex. The transcript is spliced from 6 exons. NCBI's taxonomy places the organism in Eukaryota, Fungi, Ascomycota, Dothideomycetes, Pleosporales.
CGCAUACGUCCAUAAGUCUCCCCAUCACCAAACGUACCUCACAGCCAGAAUCCACUCGGAGGUUACGGGCCUCUUUGAUCCCGUACACUUCCAUUAUUCUUCUCAACCUUAUUCACUAUAUACCAAUCACUCCUCUAAGUUCCAAACGCGUCGCCGUCACUGUUGCCGUCGCCGGCACGCUCGCGCGCUAUGGUCUCAAGAAAGCGAGGACGGGCGGAGAUGGAAGCGGAGGAGCCAUCCGCAGAACCUACAUCUACAUUACUGGAGAGGCUUCGGAACAUGUGGCAGUUCGCGAACCUAGCACAAUACAUACACCUAUUCGGCGAUGUGCUCAAAAUCGACAAAGACUUUGACAUCGAAGUCCUCGAACACGAAUGCCUCAGGCCCGAACCAUCGGAAAGGCUGCCCGCGAUCGGACUUGCGCUACUGAAACAUGUGUCGUCAUUCAAAGGGCUCACACCAGAGAUAUUCAAUGAUUAUACGCGACGCCAAUAUCUUGCCAAAGCGCCUCACCUAAAUCCCUUCGGUGAUGAGGAAGAGCCCAAGAAAUUCAACGACUUGGAUGUUUUCACAAGGAUCCGCGUGCUUCAACAACUAUCAGUCUGGACACUCAACAACCCGAAUACGAUACGAGAGAGGCUUUUCAUUGAUGAAAGAGAGCAAACAGGAUGGCGCAUUGAGCCCCAAGGAUGGGAUGCGCAAGGUCGCACGUUGUAUGUGCUUGACGACAAUCGCCUCUAUAGAUGCACUGAUGCCCCACCACCACCACCACCACCACCUCCGACUAAAACAAAAGCGAAGCCUAAGAAAGCGAAACCCAGACCGCGACCCACAAGAUCUACGCGAGUCAGCAAACGGCUGAAGGCAGCAAACAAUGAGUCGGAUGGGUUGAUCACAGAUGAGGAGGAAGAGGAAGAGGUGGAGGAAGAAGAAGAGAAAAAGGAGGAAACACCGGCAGAAGACGAUGGUCUCGGAGGUGCUAAAUGGGAAUGUCUGUGCAUCACGCUGGAGGACUAUCGCAACUACAUGAACGGGAUACGCAAGAGCAAAGAUCCAGACGAGAAAGACCUGUACCAGAGCUUACAAAAUGAUGUCAUACCUGUGCUAGAAGAAUUGGAAGAAGAACGCGCACGACAGGAGGCUCGGAGGGCUAAAGAGCGUGAAGUGGAACUCAAAUUAGCAACCGCGAAGCGCUCAAGUAGACUGGCAGGCAAGCAGGAGAAAAUGAAGCAACAAGAGGAAGAGGAAGAAGCGGAGCGAAAGCGGUUGGCCGACUUGGCAAUGGCAAAGGCAGAACAGGAGAAAGAGAGAUUGCGAGAAGAAGAGAGUAUUUCCCGAAGGCUCACAAGGGAACAGCGCAUACGUGAACGCGAAGCGAAGCGCAUACUGCAUGAAGAAGAGCUACGCAAAAUGAAAGAAGAUAGCGAGAAACUAGGCGAUGAAGCUAGUGAAGGACGCAUGUCCGAGAGACAUCUUGUGAAAGAGAUGAGGCGCCGUCAGAAAGAGCUUGAGGAGCUUCAGAGACUUAAGGACGAGGAGUGGUUCUUCGACUGCGAAGUCUGCGGUGCAGGUGGAGAUAAAUAUGAUGAUGGUACUCAUAGUAUCGAGUGCGAGAGGUGCAAUGUCUGGCAACACAGCAAGUGCCAUGGGAUAUCUGAGAAGAGGGCAGCCAGCGAUGACUUCCACUUCGUUUGUAAAAACUGCAAACGAAAGGAAGAAGAGGCCAAACAGCCCAAAUUACCACCGCUGAAGUUACGCUUAAACUCUAACUCACCCAGCGCCAAUCGUACGGCCGUGUUCAAUGGCACCCCUUCGAAAAAUCUUGGUCAAAACUCAGAGCCUGUUAGAAUUCCACCGACACAGACCUCGCCGAUUCCGACACAGAUCGCGCAGCCCUUAUUCAGUGGCCCUAGCCUUUCCCCUCGUGGUCAAGCACUCGGCCCUCCUGGCAUCGAGAGAUCAGAGGCCGCAUAUGGGUCGCCUUCUAAACGUCCAUUAGACAGUCCAUCCCCAGCAGCAUUUCGACCUGUCUCCGCCCAUCAACCUAGCAACGGAUACGCUGUAAGCAAUGGUGCGAUCGCGUCGUCUCCACCACCGCACAAACCUUCGAGUCCGUUUGCGAAUAGGUCUUUCCCCUUGCCAAACGGUAAUCCAUGGAGUACGGCACAGUCAUUGCACCACACUCCUCUUGGAAACAGUUUCAACCGGCCAGCUUCUUCAGCAGGGCCGGCAACCACAUAUCAAUCGCCUAUCAAAAAUUCUCCCGCACCUUCGCCACGGCCAACAAACGGCAUCCCGAACACUUACAACUUCAUGAACAGUCCCCAUUCCUCUUUCCCACCGAGCUCCGCCCAACGUCCUUCCUUCUCGCCCACAAAGAAUAGUUCACCGCCACCGCCCGCUCACAUGUCUUCGCCGGCUCCUGCGCCCCUACAUAUUGCACCAUCGCCAUCACAGCAGCCUGCACAAAUGCUCCCUGCCCCUAUUCCUGCUCCGGAAAAGCAUGACGGUGCUCGUCCAAUCUCCAGCCACAACAUGUCCGUAACGCCAGUCCUACCUCCAAUAAAGGCACUUUCUCCAAGCGCGAAGCCACAGAAUUUGAGCCCUCCAACUAAAAAGCAAUCGCCUACGCCAGACAGAUUUCGGUUCACGCCUGUCAGUGGGAAUGGUACACAGUAGAGGACCGUUUCUGGACCAUUGACGAUCAAUAAAAUGAGCAGAAAACAGUUGAUUUUGUAUCCACAGGUUGGGACAUACUUGGAUUCGACAAUUUUGUAUUUAUAUAAGUAUUGGGUGCUAUCAUGGAAACUAAUUGGCGUUGCGGGAAUGUUUCUGGAUCCGCGAUAUCUGCUGGUUGGCAAGCUUGGAGGGCAUAGCUGCCGUGCUUUAGAUUUGGUGUAACUGGAAUCUUUUCCCCUUGUAUUGAUUGCGGGAAAUAGUGGAUAAUCUGUAUUCAAUGACCAUCCUGAAAAGUCUGGAAGUAUCAGACUAUUAUUUG